Molecule: messenger RNA, 417 nt
Organism: Pongo pygmaeus (Bornean orangutan)
Lineage: Eukaryota; Metazoa; Chordata; Mammalia; Primates; Hominidae
Gene: UQCR10
Product: ubiquinol-cytochrome c reductase, complex III subunit X
Exons: 2
Coding region: 1-192 (63 amino acids)
Biological process (GO): mitochondrial electron transport, ubiquinol to cytochrome c
Cellular component (GO): respiratory chain complex III
Source: RefSeq, a predicted model, not a curated record
AUGGCGGCCGCGACGUUGACUUCGAAAUUGUAUUCACUGCUGUUCCGCAGGACCUCCACCUUCGCCCUCACCAUCAUUGUGGGCGUCGUGUUCUUCGAGCGCGCCUUCGAUCAAGGCGGGGACGCUAUCUACGAUCACAUCAACGAGGGGAAGCUGUGGAAACACAUCAAGCACAAGUAUGAGAACAAGUAGUUCCUUGGAGGCCCCCAUCCAGGCCAGAAGGACCAGGUCCACCCAGCAGCUGUUUGCCCAGAGCUGGAGCCUCAGCUUGAAGAUGAUGCUCAAGUUACUCUUCAUGGACCACCGUUCGCUGUUGGCAAGAAACGGCUUCACUUACAAAACAGACUCUUUACCUUCUGCUGUGUUUGAAGUAUGUUUAGUCAGCAUGCUCAGGAAAUAAAUGUGAAUUGCCCUUGA